AUGCCUGCUGCUCUGCUCAUCGGCGAGAUCACCCACGCCAGAAAGGAAUGGGAGGGUCUCUCGUCCAUUCUGACGCUCAAGGAAUUCCCCUCCGGGACUAGGGAGGACUUUAUCCGCAACCUCAAGGACGGAAAAUACGACGAUCUGGUGGCGCUCUACCGAUCCAACGCUUCUACAAAGUUCACUGGUCCUUUUGAUAAAGAAGUGAUUUCGCUCCUGCCUAAGUCGCUGAAAUAUAUCUGCCACAAUGGAGCCGGGUACGACAAUAUCGAUAUCCCCGCUUGCUCAGAGAAGGGCAUCUCCGUCUCCAGUACUCCAGUCGCCGUCAACGAUGCAACCGCAGAUGUCGGCAUCUUCCUCAUGAUCGGAGCUCUGCGACAGGCUUACGUGCCGUUGACUGCGAUUCGAGAGGGCAACUGGCAGGGCCAGACAACGCUCGGCCAUGACCCCAAGGGCAAGGUGCUUGGAAUCCUGGGCAUGGGAGGCAUUGGUCGCGAAAUGGCAAGCCGUGCCCGAGCCUUCGGAAUGACGAUCCAGUAUCACAACCGGUCACGACUAAGCCCUGAGCUCGAGAACGGUGCUAAAUACGUCUCGUUUGACGAUCUGCUGGCUACUUCCGACGUGCUGAGUCUGAACCUGGCCCUCAAUGCGUCUACCCGCCAUAUCAUUGCCGAGAAGGAGUUCCAGAAGAUGAAGAAUGGUAUUGUGAUCGUGAACACCGCUCGAGGUGCGCUGAUUGAUGAGAAGGCGUUGGUCGCCGCGUUGGAGUCUGGCAAGGUCACGUCUGCUGGUCUCGAUGUAUAUGAGAAGGAGCCGAUUGUAGAGCUCGGCCUGCUCAACAACCCUCGAGUAAUGCUCCUCCCGCACAUUGGCACGAUGACUUAUGAGACGCAGAAGGAGAUGGAGAUUUUGGUGUUGGAUAACUUGCGAUCGGCGGUAGAAAAGGGCGAGCUGAUCACGCAAGUUCCGGAGCAGAAGAAAUAA
This is a messenger RNA of Aspergillus puulaauensis, 984 nucleotides long. RefSeq names its product D-mandelate dehydrogenase-like dehydrogenase. Bases 1 to 984 code for a protein of 327 amino acids. Gene Ontology annotation, cellular component: cytosol. The transcript has 7 exons. NCBI's taxonomy places the organism in Eukaryota, Fungi, Ascomycota, Eurotiomycetes, Eurotiales, Aspergillaceae. The record is from RefSeq and is a predicted model, not a curated record. Gene Ontology annotation, molecular function: NAD binding; glyoxylate reductase (NADPH) activity; hydroxypyruvate reductase [NAD(P)H] activity.